Messenger RNA from Prosopis cineraria, 1216 nucleotides. Its product is annotated as vesicle-associated protein 4-2-like. The coding region runs from base 241 to 1017 and encodes 258 amino acids. The record is from RefSeq and is a predicted model, not a curated record. NCBI's taxonomy places the organism in Eukaryota, Viridiplantae, Streptophyta, Magnoliopsida, Fabales, Fabaceae. Gene Ontology annotation, biological process: endoplasmic reticulum membrane organization. Gene Ontology annotation, cellular component: endoplasmic reticulum membrane; plasma membrane. The transcript is spliced from 7 exons.
GGAAACACCAAAUCAAACCACAAAAGCCCGGACGCGAAACUAUCUUCUCCAUUUCCCAUCAAUCCGCGUCUCAGAUCCGCGAUCUUUCUGUUUCCCCCACUUUUUAGUUCUCUCCUCAAGUAAGCCCAGUCCAGGCACGGGCCUCCGAUUCUCAUGAGUUGACCCCGGAGCAAGUAAACGGUGCCGUUUGCUCCUCGGUGUUCUGUGAAAAGCCUACUGCGUCUAGAGCACAGAGAGGACAUGGCGAUAGGUAACCAUAGGCCACCCUCCGAUGGGAAGGUCUGGAAUUUCUUCAGGCUUCCGUUUCGUAGCUCGGGAGCUAAUUCGGCUAGCACGACGCCGUCUACUACCGUCCACCACCAUCAUAAUCCUCCUCCGAUUGAGGGUUCAGCGUCUCAUGGCUCCAGUUCGGUUUCUUCGGUUGCAAGGUCCUUUCUGCCAACUCGACGUCGUCUCAAGCUUGAUCCCUCCAAUAAGCUCUACUUGCCUUAUGAACCAGGCAAGCAGGUUAGGAGUGCCAUAAAGAUUAAAAAUACUACCAAAUCUCAUGUCGCUUUCAAGUUUCAGACAACUGCACCCAAAAGCUGUUUCAUGCGUCCUCCUGGAGCUAUUCUUGCACCUGGUGAAAGUAUCAUAGCAACUGUGUUCAAGUUUGUUGAGCCUCCAGAAAAUAAUGAAAGGCCAGAUAAGAGCAGACUGAAAUUUAAAAUAAUGAGCUUGAAGGUCAAGGGAGCAAUUGAUUACGUUCCUGAGAUGUUUGAUGAGCAAAAGGACCAAGUAUCAGUAGAGCAGGUGCUACGUGUUGUUUUUCUAGAUCCUGAGCAUCCCAGUCCAGCAUUGGAAAAGCUGAAGCGUCAGUUGGCUGAUGCUGACGCCGCACUUGAGGCACGAAAGAAACCUCCGGAGGAUACUGGUGCUAAGAUUAUUGGGGAAGGACUUGUGAUUGAUGAAUGGAAAGAGAGGAGGGAAAGGUACCUUGCAAAGCAGCAGGUUGAGGGGGCAGUUGACUCUGUAUAAUAGAAAUCUUUUGUAGAAAAGGUGUUUUCAGGUGAAGGAGUGAUAAGAAAACUGGAAAGCUGUGGUAGGCAAUGAUCCUUCUCUGUAGAUAAUGACAUCUUGUUUCUAGGAUUUCUCUCUGAGGAUGUAAUAAUAUUGUGUUUUGUUGAUGAAAAUUUCUUUUAUAGAGUUGUUAAUAUGUUGAAUGCUUGAUUUUUCA